Messenger RNA from Notothenia coriiceps (black rockcod), 2709 nucleotides. RefSeq names its product angiotensin I converting enzyme 2 (gene ace2). Gene Ontology annotation, biological process: proteolysis. The record is from RefSeq and is a predicted model, not a curated record. Gene Ontology annotation, molecular function: peptidyl-dipeptidase activity; metallopeptidase activity. Bases 1 to 2421 code for a protein of 806 amino acids. Gene Ontology annotation, cellular component: plasma membrane. The transcript is spliced from 18 exons. NCBI's taxonomy places the organism in Eukaryota, Metazoa, Chordata, Actinopteri, Perciformes, Nototheniidae.
AUGUCUGCUAGGGUUCUUGUAGCGUUGCUGGCUGUGUCCUGCACUGUUUCUGCUCAAACAGCUCUGGAGAACCAGGCCAAGGAGUUCCUGCAGAAGUUUGAUGAAGAAGCCACUCAGCGUAUGUACCAGUAUUCGCUGGCAUCAUGGGCCUACAACACCAACAUCAACAAGGAGAACUCAGACAAACUGUCUGAAGCGGGGCAAGUAUGGGGAAAAUUCUAUGCCAACAUGUCAGAGGAGUCCCGGAAAUACCCCAUCACAGAGAUCACAGAUGCAACAAUCCAAUUACAGCUCAUCUCUCUACAAGACAGAGGCUCUGGGGCCCUGUCCCCGGACAAAGCUGCACAUUUGAGUAAGGUAAUGAGUGAGAUGAAUACGAUCUACAGCACAGCAACAGUGUGUCUGAAGGACGACCCCCUUAACUGCCAGACUUUGGAGCCAGGCCUGGAGCAUGUGAUGGCCAACAGCAGGGAUUACUCUGAGCGUCUGCAUGUGUGGGAGGGCUGGAGGAGAGAGGUGGGGAAGAGGAUGAGGCCGAUGUAUGAAGACUAUGUGGAUCUGAAGAAUGAAGCUUCCAAACUAAAUGGUUUUCAAGACUACGGAUCUUACUGGAGAUAUAACUAUGAGACCAUCGAGGAGGACCCUAAGUACAAGUACACCAGGGAUCAGCUGAUGGGAGAUGUCCGUUCUGUAUACAAAGAGAUCAUGCCCUUAUACAAGGAGCUGCAUGCCUAUGUGAGAUCCAGGCUUAUGGAGGUCUACCCAGGACACAUUGAGGCAGAAGGACCUCUGCCGGCCCACCUGUUGGGUGACAUGUGGGGAAGAUUCUGGACCAACCUGUACGUUCUGUCAACCCCUUACCCUCACAAAGAAGAUAUUGAUGUCAGCGACACUAUGGUGAAAGAGGGCUGGACUGAGAUUCGGCAGUUUAAAGAAGCAGAGAAGUUCUUCAUGUCUGUGGGCCUGUACGAGAUGUUCCCCAGCUUUUGGAAUAAAUCCAUGCUGUUAAAGCCUACAGAUGGAACAAAGGUUGUUUGCCACCCCACAGCCUGGGACAUGGGAAACAGAGAGGACUUUAGGAUCAAAAUGUGCAGCAAGAUCAACAUGGACGACUUCCUGACAGUGCACCACGAGAUGGGUCACAACCAGUACCAGAUGGCUUACCGUAACCUGUCCUACCUCCUGAGGGACGGGGCCAACGAGGGCUUCCAUGAGGCGGUCGGAGAGAUCAUGUCCCUCUCUGCUGCGACGCCCAAACACCUGAUGGGCCUCCAUCUCCUGCCUGCUAACUUUACUUAUGAUAAUGAAACAGAGAUUAACUUCCUGCUGAAACAGGCGCUCACCAUCGUGGCCACGCUGCCGUUCACCUACAUGCUGGAGGAAUGGAGGUGGCAGGUGUUUGCAGGGAACAUCACCAAGGAUAAUUGGAUGAAGCGCUUCUGGGAGAUGAAGAGGGAGCUUGUGGGGGUGGUGGAGCCAGUGCCGAGGGACGAGACCUACUGUGACCCCCCUGCUCUGUUCCAUGUUUCCGGAGACUAUUCUUUCAUCAGGUACUUCACAAGGACCAUCUACCAGUUUCAGUUCCAAAAAGCGCUCUGCCAGGAGGCCGGUCACACAGGACCUUUGUCUACAUGUGACAUCACCGAUUCUAAAGUAGCAGGAACCAAACUGAGGAAUAUGUUAGAGCUGGGAAGAUCCAAGUCCUGGACCAGGGCUUUGGAUACGAUCUCCGGGGACGCUAAGAUGGACGUCCGCCCCCUGUUGGACUAUUUCCAACCUCUCCAUGACUGGCUGAAGGUAGAGAACAAGAAAACCAACAGGAAUGUAGGCUGGAAGACACUAAUAGACCCUUAUUCAGGGAAUGCAAUCAAAGUGAGGCUGAGCUUGAAGGCUGCUAUGGGUGAUAACGCUUAUUCCUGGAACAACAAUGAGCUGUACCUGUUCAAGGCCAGUGUUGCGUACGCUUUGAGGCAGUACUACAGCCAAAAGAACCAGACCCUUCAAUUCACAGCAGAGAAUGUCCUCACGUAUCAAGAGACUCCCAGGGUCUCCUUCUACAUUGUGGUCACCGAUCCAGCAACUCCCACCACAUACAUCCCCAAGGCUGAUGUGGAGGCUGCCAUACAGUUAAGUCGAGGCCGAAUCAACGAUGCCUUCCAAUUGGAUGACAAGACGCUAGAGUUUGUGGGUAUCCUAGCAACACUGGCCCCUCCCGUGGAGCAGCCAGUGACGGUGUGGCUGGUUGUGUUCGGGGUUGUCAUGGGAGUGGUGGUGCUCGCAGGCGUCUACCUCGUCGUCUCUGGUGUCAUGGAGCGCAAAAAGAAAUCUACAAAGACAGACAGCGCGGAGAAUCCCUACGAACACGAUGGACAAACUAACAAAGCUUUUGAAGAACAUGAAGAUGAACAAACUGGACUCUGAAUCUGAUGAUAAUCAGAGGGAAGUCCUUAAUGCUCUAAAUAAAGAUCAAAUAACUACUACAAUAUGCAUUUUAAAUAUACUUCCAUGUGAAUGUACAUAUUGUUAUAUUCAUGUAUUUUGAUGCAUGAAUAUUAUACUUAUUGUAUAAACAAUAUAUAGGCCUAACAAGUCCAACCUAACAACGCUUAAAUAAUUUUGGCUGUGGAAUAAACCUUUAUGCAAUAAUGAUUGACAUUUAUCUUGUCUUUUGGACAAAAUAAUGUAUAUUAAAUAAACUGCAGUAUCAUG